AUGUUGACGUUUGGUGGAUCCACUGCACCAUUCACUGGAACACCAAGUUCAGUGGAUGCUACGUGGCGGUUGUCCUCUAUCGGGACUCCCAGCACUGGGAGCACCACCACGACCACAACGACGAGUACCUGGGUCACCAGCACCGGCACCAACACGAGCACUAGCAGUAGCACCAGCAUGACCACCAGCAUGAGCACAAGUACCAGUGCGAUCGCCAGCAGCACCACAAGCACCAGCAGCAGCACCACCAAUACGACCCGGACACGCACCACCCGCACCAAGACUCGUACACGCACGCGAACGUCGAGCACCUCAACCACCUUACAGACGACAACUACGAACAGUACUGAAACAUAUACGACGUCGGGGACUUCAAGGACGCUCAUUUCCACGACUGCUCCAAUUGUGCAAGCUCUGACCAUAACAGCGACUACAACCGCUGACCUUACGACAACUACGAACAGUUCUACGACACAGACGACAACAACCAACACUACGUCGACUUCGUUAUCAUCAACAUCGACCAUAACAGCGACUACAACCGCUGACUUUACGACAACUACGAACAGUUCUACGACACAGACGACAACAACCAACACUACGUCGACUUCGUUAUCAUCAACAUCGACGACUACGGCCUCCAUCUCACGUACCACAUCGAUGACUGGAAGCAUGACUUCCUUGACAGCCACAUCCACACCUGGAGUGACAAGCACCAGUGGCACAACCUCACGUACAAGCUCGAGUUCCCUGAGCACGACACAGACCUGGACGACCAGCAGCACAGAGACUGGCACCACCCGAACGACCACGAGCAGCACGGAGACUACCUCGACAUUGAGUUCUUCCAUCACCACCUCAACGUCCAGGACAUCUUCCUCGACCAGCUCAACCACAACUACCUCAACUUCAACUACCUCGACUUCUAGGAGUUCGAGCAGCACAACUGUCACCGUGUCCAGCACCACUACCACCACCAGGUCCACUUCUUCAACGACCUCCACAACCAGGACCACUUCGACAACCAGCUCCACAUCGAGGACGUCUACAUCCAGUAGCCUCACGAGCUCAAGUUCCACAUCCACCACGACGACCUCAACCUCGAGGACCUCUUCCACCACCUCCUCGACCUCCUCGAGCAGCACGACCAGCUCCACGUCUUCAACCAGCAUCUCCAGCACGACGUCCACAAGUAGCACCAGUUCCUCCACGUCGAGCUCCAGCACCACAAGCUCCAGCUCCAGCAGCACAUCUCAGACCACUAGCAGUACCUCAAGGACCUCGUCAAGCUCAACGUCCUCGAGCACGACGACCACGACGACUUUGCUUGGAGCUGUGGUGUUGCCCGAGGAGCUGGUGGGCACCAAACAGGGAGAGGUCCUCGCGCAAUCCUUGCAGACAGCUCUCGUGGUCGCUACUCAGAGCGAGCCCGUCUACUCUACCACCACCGAAACGGGCAACGUGACAGCUGUCAAGCUUGAACGGCCCACAGCGGAACAGGGACCGACGGUCUUGGUGCUCAACCGAACCAGAGAUACUGCCACUCCGAUCACCGUGGUGCUGCCUCCCAACCUCAUCGGGGACUUGUCUUCCGAGGGCAACGUGAUCAUGGUGGUGACCGAGGUCACAGACGAAGUGGCGCGCGAACUGCCGCCGGAAACGGCGGGCGGCGACACGGUCAUGAUCAACUCGCCAAUCGUAGAGCUGUCCUUUGCUCGGGAGGUCAGCGGUGAGGUCGCCCUCCUUGAGGUUUCUCAAGCCUUUGACACCAUCAACUUCACGGUCGUGGGCCGUCCGCCUAUGCCUGGCGAGAGGUGCUACGGGGUGCGCAUUCUUCAACUCUACCACUGGCUCUUGGUCAGCAAUGGGCACUGA
Molecule: messenger RNA, 1875 nt
Organism: Symbiodinium sp. CCMP2592
Lineage: Eukaryota; Dinophyceae; Suessiales; Symbiodiniaceae
Source: the annotation of a GenBank genome assembly